AUGGGCAUGGCCACACUUUUUAGUCUCUGCUCCAGUAUGGGGUUCUGGUCCAAAAUAUCUCCUGGACCUGCCAGCUCUGUCAUGAUGUUGUUUCUAGUGAAACAGGCCAAAGGAUCUCUGUUGGAAAAAACCACAUCUAGAUGGCUCAGCUAUAAAAAAGAAUGCUUGAAAAUGCUACAGGAAUCAGCUGUAGUUACUGGAAUACAUUGUAAUGGGACAUUUGAUCAGUUUGUUUGCUGGCCUUACUCACCCCCAGGAAAUGUCUCUGUUCCUUGCCCUUCAUAUUUGCCAUGGUUGGAAAAUGGAAGUGCAGGAAAUGUAUACAGAGUCUGCUUGGACCAGGGAAUUUGGCAAACAAGAGAAAACUCCACAGACAUUUGGCGUGAUAGUUCAGAAUGUUCUGAGAAAAAUCAUUUCAAACAAAACGAAGAAGAACAUACAUUACUUACCACACUACAGUUGUUGUACACUGUAGGAUAUUAUUUCUCUCUCAUCUCCCUUGUAUUAGCUCUCCUUAUACUUUCUUUACUCAGAAAACUUCACUGCACAAGAAACUACAUCCAUAUGAAUUUAUUCGCAUCUUUUAUCUUGCGUGCCACAGCAGUUCUCAUAAAAGACACUGUAUUCUACAAUACUUACUCAAAAAGACCAAACAAUGAAACUGGAUGGAUAUCCUACUUCAGUUCUGAGAUUUUAAUCAUUUGCAGGACUGCACAGUUUUUCAUGCAUUACUUUGUUGGGGCAAAUUAUUUUUGGCUAUUGGUAGAAGGAAUUUAUCUCCACACAUUAUUGGUAACUGCUGUACUCUCUGAAAGACGGCUGCUACAGACAUAUAUUGUGAUCGGAUGGGUUGUUCCUAUUUUGUUUGUGGGCCCUUGGGGAAUGAGUAGAUCAAAACUAGAGAACACAGGGUGUUGGGGAACAAAUGAACACAUGGGAAUCUGGUGGAUCAUCCGAGGACCAAUGUUGUUUUCCAUUGCAGUUAAUUUUGGCAUCUUCUUAAAAAUUCUCAAGUUGCUGAUUUCCAAACUAAAAGCCCAGCAAAUGAGCUUUCAUGAUUACAAAUACAGAUUGGCAAGAUCUACACUUGUGCUGAUUCCAUUGCUGGGGAUCCACGAAUUUGUAUUUACCUUCAUCACUGAUGAACAGGUGGAAGGUCUUUCAAGACAUAUAAGACUUUUCAUUCAACUGACAAUGAGCUCAUUUCAUGGUUUUUUUGUAGCAGUUUUAUAUUGCUUUGCUAAUGGAGAGGUAAAAGCAGAACUCCAAAAGCAGUGGUCCCGCUUCCUGCUGGCAGAUCCCUUUGGCUGUAAGCUCUGCUUCCUUGGAGAAAACAUCAAAUACCUUAGGAAAUGUUCGCAGAAACAAAAAAACCAGCACCUUAGCAGCAACACCUUCUGCCGGAAAGUAAGUGAGCCCUGGAGUGUGCAGCUCCAGCAGGUGUUGGUGAAAAACAGGACAGAUCUCUGCCCAGAGUCAGGCUGUGCUCUGCCGUCUUGUCCACGAGUAAGCAUAUCAGACAGCAGUGAAGAAGUCACUACUGGAGAGACAACUGAGGAAGUCUUUGAAGAAAGUGAAAUUUAG
Messenger RNA from Struthio camelus australis, 1584 nucleotides. It is a transcript of the gene GLP2R, whose product is annotated as glucagon like peptide 2 receptor. The record is from RefSeq and is a predicted model, not a curated record. Gene Ontology annotation, biological process: adenylate cyclase-modulating G protein-coupled receptor signaling pathway; cell surface receptor signaling pathway. Gene Ontology annotation, cellular component: plasma membrane. NCBI's taxonomy places the organism in Eukaryota, Metazoa, Chordata, Aves, Struthioniformes, Struthionidae. Gene Ontology annotation, molecular function: glucagon receptor activity; peptide hormone binding.